AUGGCAGACAUCUCGGAGAAGCACGUCGACUCUCAUGUUGCCGAACAUGAGGACCAUGACCACUCGCUCGACAAGAACAAGGUUGUGGCAACCAAGGUCCUCAUCGGUGAUGAGACCUUCAACCAGGCCAUGCUCAAGGAGCCACCGAAUCCUCGCAACAUGAUUGCUAUCCAACUUUACCUCAUCUCAAUUGUUGGAUUCUGCUGCUCUACCUCCAACGGAUUCGAUUCCUCUCUCUUCGGUAACCUUCUCGCCCAGGACAAUUUUAAGAAGUUCUUCAGUGUCAGCAAUGUGGGAAUUGAAGCUGGUAUCGUCAGCUCCAUGACACAAAUUGGUGGUGUUGCAGCUCUUCCUUUCAUCGGACCCGCCAUCGAUACCUUCGGCCGUAGAGUUGGUAUGUUCAUUGGAGCUACCAUAAUCAUCAUGGGUGUCAUCAUUCAGGGAACCGUCAUUAACACCAAUAACACCGGUCAAUUCAUGGGUGGCCGAUUCUUCAUGGGCAUGGGUGUUUCCAUCAUUGCUUCAGCUGGUCCUUGCUACGUCGUUGAGAUUUCUCACCCAGCCUAUCGCGGAAUUGUCACUGGUUUCUACAACGUCUUCUGGCCCGUUGGUGCACUAGUUGCUUCCAGCGCAUGCCGAGGCUGUAUCAACCUGUCCGGCAACGCAUCUUGGAUUGUCCCCAUCUGGCUUCAAGCAAUGUUCCCAGGUGUCGUUUUCCUCGCUGCCUGGUUCCUUCCAGAAUCCCCACGUUGGCUCUACACCAACGGUAAGCAGGAGCAAGCAAAGGCAUUCCUCACCAAGUAUCACGGCAAUGGCAACCCCGACAGCGAAUGGGUUAGACUUCAAAUGUGGGAAUACGAGGCUCACUUGGAGCUCGAUGGUGCCGACAAGAGAUGGUGGGAUUACCGCGCGCUCUUCAAGAACAGAACCUCCCGAUACCGUCUUGCAUGCAACUGCUGUGUUUCUCUCUUCGGUCAAUGGGCUGGUAACGGUGUUGUCUCAUACUUCCUCAGCGGUGUCUUGGACACAGCUGGUAUCAGCGAUAAGACCAUGCAGAGCAACCUUUUCGUCGCCAUGAACACCGUCCAGUGCGUUGUCUCCUUCAUCGGCUCUAUGUUCGUCGACAAGAUUGGUCGCCGCCCCCUCUUGAUUUGGGUCAACGUUGGCUGCUCAAUUUGCUGGAUCGGAGUUACUGCCGCAUCCUCUAUUAUUGCACCAGAAGUUGCUCAGAGAAAGAAGAUUGAAGAUGCUGGUGGCGUCUGGGAUACUGCUCUCGGAAACAAGGCGGCAAGUGGAGCCACUGUUGCUAUGAUCUACAUUUUCCAGGCUGUUUACUCUUUCGGAUGGACCCCACUUCAAGCUCUCUACCCCGUCGAGGUCCUCUCCUUCGAAAUGCGUGCCAAGGGAAUGGCUUUCUCCAAUUUGUUCGUCACCUGCGGUACUCUCGUCAACCAAUUCGGAUUCCCCGUUGCUCUUGACAACAUCCAGUGGAAGACCUACAUCGUCUUCCUGGUCUGGUGUCUCAUUCAAGCUGCCAUCAUCUGGUACUUCAUUCCUGAGACCAAGAACCGCACUCUUGAGGAACUUGAUGAAAUCUUCAGCGCCAAGAACCCAAGAAAGGCAUCCACCGCCAAGAAGGCCCUCAACCUUGAUGAACACAACAACGUUGUCGGUGUUGAGGAUAUCAACAAGGGAAAUGCUUAA
This is a messenger RNA of Cadophora gregata, 1704 nucleotides long. RefSeq lists its product as uncharacterized. Gene Ontology annotation, molecular function: carbohydrate:proton symporter activity. The record is from RefSeq and is a predicted model, not a curated record. Gene Ontology annotation, cellular component: membrane. The coding region runs from base 1 to 1704 and encodes 567 amino acids. Lineage: Eukaryota; Fungi; Ascomycota; Leotiomycetes; Helotiales; Ploettnerulaceae. The transcript has 5 exons. Gene Ontology annotation, biological process: carbohydrate transport; transmembrane transport.